Molecule: messenger RNA, 1299 nt
Organism: Vigna radiata var. radiata (mung bean)
Lineage: Eukaryota; Viridiplantae; Streptophyta; Magnoliopsida; Fabales; Fabaceae
Product: probable RNA methyltransferase At5g51130
Exons: 8
Coding region: 112-942 (276 amino acids)
Biological process (GO): snRNA modification
Molecular function (GO): O-methyltransferase activity; RNA methyltransferase activity; snRNA binding
Source: RefSeq, a predicted model, not a curated record
GAAUGUUCAUUAUAGAAUUCCAACCCUCUAAACCCCAAAUCAUAGAGGAGGGUUUUAUUGCAGGCGUGAGGGAAAAGCAUAGAAAAGAGAAGAAGAGACGGAGGCGAUUCAAUGGAAACCCAAAAACAGAACAGUAAAAAGCGGAAGCAAGUUUUCCCAUACGGAAACUACAGGAGUUACUACGGAUAUCGAAUUGAUCAAGGCACGGAUGAAGAUCCUCGAUUGAAAGUGUUAAGAAAGGAAUGGUUUGAAGGGAAGGAGUGUCUUGAUAUCGGCUGCAACAACGGGAUAAUCACUAUACAGAUUGCACAGAAGUUUUGCUGCCGGAGCAUUCUUGGAAUUGACAUUGAUUCUGAUCGAGUUCAGGAUGCAUAUUGGAAUCUCAGAAAAUCUGCUAGAUUGAGCUCUUCUGGGAAUAAACCUGAGAAAGCCUCCAAACUUCAGGACAAGGAUCAUCCUGAUGAUUCAGGCAACAGAGUUACUGCCUUGUCAAGUGUUGAUACGAAGGAGAUUUCAAAGAAACAUUCUUCUCCAGAGCAAAUUGAUCUGUUUACUAUAGUUUCAUUCAAACGGGAAAAUUUUGUUCAGAGUCAACAUCCACCAGGAAAGAACUAUGAUACAAUUCUUUGUUUGAGUGUAACAAAGUGGAUACAUCUAAAUUGGGGGGAUGAUGGCUUAAUUACUUUAUUUUCAGAGAUUUGGAAACUGCUCCGACCUGGUGGCAUUUUUGUGGUGGAACCUCAACCAUGGAAGUCAUACGAAAGCAAUCGUAAUGUCUCAGAGACCACUGCUGCCAACUACCGUACCAUUACAAUUCGUCCAGAACAAUUUCAGGAAAUAUUACUAGAUAAGAUUGGAUUUCGAACAGUAGAAGACAUCACUUCCGGUUUGACACUUAGCAAGACUGGUUUCAAUAGACCAAUUUUGGUUUUCCGCAAAUGAUCUCUGCAGGGUCAGGUGCAGAGUCAAUGUCAUUUAACAUGGAGUAGUUUUACUUUUACUCCACAUAGAUGUGACUGUUAUAUGUUGACAUCAAUGCUGGCUCACAGACCGCAAUCUUGCUUGCAGUGGACCUAUUGUUCACGACGAAAACUUGAUAUGCAUGGAGCAUCCUUUGUGAGAAUAGCAGUAGUAAAACAAAUUGAGUCGAGGGGGCUUGGAAUGUAGAGGAAAAUGCACACUAAAAUAUUUAUAUCUUGUGUAAAUUUACUCCACUUAUUUAAGUUUUAAGCUAAGAAAUGGGAAGUAAUUUCUCUUUUAUUUUAUAGAUAUAAUGAUUGAAGUAUUUUAUGUUUACAA